Medioppia subpectinata is the source of this 272-nucleotide messenger RNA. NCBI's taxonomy places the organism in Eukaryota, Metazoa, Arthropoda, Arachnida, Sarcoptiformes, Oppiidae. The record is from the annotation of a GenBank genome assembly.
AUGAUAUUUUCACUAAAAACUGUAUUACUGUCAGCACUAAUAGUGGUGGCUCUGGUUGUGUCCAUUGAUGGCCACCUGUGCUAUACUGACGCCGACUGUCAAAACAACGAUUGUUGUUCAGUAGACAUGAAAAACCCGGCCCAAUACGGAGAAUGUACCAAGACCUGUUCGUGUGAUAAAGGAUUGGUGUGUAAACGUAUACCUGACGGUCCCAAAGCACCUAUUUGUCAAAAACAAGCAUGAUCGUCUUGAGUAAACCGCCCAUGUUUAUA